Molecule: messenger RNA, 1210 nt
Organism: Pantherophis guttatus
Lineage: Eukaryota; Metazoa; Chordata; Lepidosauria; Squamata; Colubridae
Source: RefSeq, a predicted model, not a curated record
CAAGCUGCCCGCAGACCUUCUACCGUCAGGAUUUAUGAAGCUACUUGGCGGUCCUUUGUCUCAUGGUGUUCAUCGGUUCCAGUUUUACCUACUUCAGCUUCAAUUAUCCACGUUUUGAUGUUCCUUCAAUCGGGGUUUCGCAAAGGACUUCGUCCCAAUACGUUACGACGCCAGGUGGCCGCCAUUGCUUCCGUCUUGUCCUGCGGUUCGAAGGAUCCUAUCUCUCGCCAUCCAGUCAUCACGACCUUCCUGCGGGGAGCUACCAAUUUACGGCCACCCACGGUGCAUAGGUUUCCAACGUGGAACUUGAAUAAGGUCCUUAAGGCGCUCAUGGCUCCUCCCUUUGAGCCUCUUCGUUCGGUCUCUCUACGUUUCCUUUCGUUGAAAGUGGCAUUCUUGGUGGCUAUCACUUCCUCCCGCAGAAUUUCGGAACUGGCAGCAUUAUCUGUCCGGGCGGACCUUUGUAUCUUCCAUACCAAUAGGGUGGUUCUCCGGCUUGACCCGGCCUUCGUGCCUAAAGUAAAUUCGACCUUUCACAGGGCACAGGAGCUCGUUCUCCCAGACUUCUGCCCUCGCCCUGCCCAUCGGCUGGAGAGGGCUUGGCAUUCGUUGGACGUCCGCCGGGCGCUGAAGAUUUAUAUUGCCCGUACGGCCGCGCACCGGAAGACGGAGGCUCUGUUUGUUGCCUUCCUCCCUUCCUCUCUCGGAGUGCGCGUAUCGAGUGUGACCUUGGGUCGUUGGAUCAGAGCCGCAAUUGCCGUGGCUUACCGACAGUCGGAUUCCCCUCUGCCGCAUCCCAUCACGGCUCAUUCUACGAGGAGCGCCUCAACAUCGGCAGCCUGGGCUACUCAGGCUUCCCUCGAGGAAGUUUGCCGAGCGGCCACAUGGACUACAAUCAGUCCCUUCAUCAGACAUUACAAGGUGGAUUCCUUUGCUUCCGCUGACGCUGCUUUCGGCAGGAGAGUUCUACAGUCGGUUCAUGUCUCUUGAGGACUACCGGACCACUUUCUUCCCUCCCUGGUGACAUCUGGCUUUGGAGGACACGGAGCACAACUCCAUCGCUUCGCCUCACCGAAGAACUGGGGCAGCCUCGAAGGGGGCGGAGCUUUGGCUUUGGAAGGUGCUCGGUCAUUGGCUAGACGGGACGUAUACCCAUCCUGACUGACGUUUUUCCUCAUGUCGAGAACGGACGUAUCAGGUAAGACCAACG